CACACCCUUCUUCCCUCUCUCCCUCUUCCUUAAAACCCUAAUCUCAAUGACCACCACCGUAGCAUCGCCGCCGCACCACCCAGAGGAACUUGUUCCAUCUUCAAGAGUAAGCCCCAAGACCGUCGACACCGCCGUCACCGCUCUACUCAAAUGGAGAAGCGAGAAAUCAAAAACAGAGAAGCCACAGCUCCUCGAGCAAGACGAGUUCAUCUACCUAAUCGUCACCUUAAAGAAGAUCCCUCAAACAAACCGCACGAAGCCUCACCGCAUCCCCCUCCCUCACCCUCUCAUCAACACCUCCGAAGACUCCUCCUCCUCCUCCCCCGAGCUCUGCCUCAUCAUCGACGACAGGCCUAAAAGCGGUUUAACGAAAGAAGACGCGAAGAAGAAGAUCAAAUCCGAUAACGUCCCGAUCACGAAGAUCCUCAAGCUCUCGAAGCUCAGGAGCGAUUACAAGGCCUUCGAGUCGAAGCGCAAGCUCUGCGAUUCCUACGAGAUGUUCUUCGCGGACCGGAGAGUGAUCCCUCUCCUGCCGAGGCUGAUCGGGAAGAAGUUUUUCACUUCCAAGAAGUUACCAGCAGCUGUUGAUUUGAAGCAUAGGAACUGGAAGGAGCAGGUGGAGAGGGCGUGCGGGUCGGCGAUGUUCUUUGUGAGGACGGGGACGUGUAGUGUGGUGAAGGUUGGGAAGUUGUCUAUGGAAGGGGGUGAGGUUGUUGAGAAUGUGAUGGAGACUUUGAGUGGGGUUGUUGAGGUGUUGCCUGGGAAGUGGAAGUAUGUUCGGUCGUUGCAUUUGAAGUUGGCGGAGAGUGUUGCGUUGCCUGUGUAUCAGAGUGUGCCGGAUUUGAAGAUGAAGAUUGAUGGUGGGAAUGGGAAGAGUGUUGUUGUUGUUAAGGAAGAGGGGGAGAAGAGUGGUGUGGUGAAAGGGGAGAAGAAGAAGAAGGGGAGGAUUCAUGAGGUUAGGUAUAUGGAUAGUAAUGUCUCUGAGGUGCUUGAUGAUGAUGAGAUUGGUGAUGUUGAGGUGAGUAAUGACGUUGUUGAGUGUGGUGGUGAUAAGAAGAAGAAGAGGAAGAAGGUGAGUGAGGUUGCGGAGGCUGAGAAGCCUAAGAAGAAAGUGGCCAAUGGGAAGGUGAAAGAGAAUGAGUUAAAGCCGAAGAAGAAGACAAAGGUUAUGAAACAAGAGUCUGGAGGUGGUUCGAAACCGAAGAGGAAGAAGAGUGCUUAGAAAGUAAGAUCAAGGUUUUUGCUUCUUUUUCAACUGGGUAAUUUUAUGUUUUUUUCUUAGUGCUGAUUACAUUUUGGUGUAUGCUUCUCUUUAAAUGUUGAAACUGUGUUACUAUGGUUUUGGUGGUUUUGUGGAGGAAACAAACAAAUAUCAGUUUUGAGCAUUUCUUA
Molecule: messenger RNA, 1392 nt
Organism: Brassica napus (rape)
Lineage: Eukaryota; Viridiplantae; Streptophyta; Magnoliopsida; Brassicales; Brassicaceae
Product: putative ribosome biogenesis protein C8F11.04
Exons: 1
Coding region: 47-1222 (391 amino acids)
Cellular component (GO): 90S preribosome
Source: RefSeq, a predicted model, not a curated record